AUGGCAUCCCGCACCCAGACUCUGCGGGACCCCUCUAUUGAACGCAUCCUGAGCCUGAACCACGACCAUUCGUCUGCCUCAAAUGGCGAGACCACGGCCAGCCCACAAGCGGCUUCACUCCUCAACGAGGAUGGAGAACCUAUAUGGAAAGUUCUUGUAUUUGACAAUCUUGGACGGGAUAUAAUCAGCAGCGUCUUGCGGGUAAAUGACCUGCGGAGCAAAGGAGUAACAAUACACCUAAGCAUAAACUCUCCUCGCUAUCCCAUCCCAGAUGUUCCUGUCCUGUACCUCGUCGAGCCUACUCUGGCCAAUAUACAGCUCAUAUGCUCCGACCUCGCCCGAGGGUUAUACUCCCCAGCCUAUGUCAACUUCAUCUCCUCGAUUUCUCGACCAUUACUCGAAGAAUUCGCCGCCCAGAUCGCCUCCACAAAUACAGCAGACUCCAUCGCCCAAGUCUAUGACCAAUACCUAAAUUUCGUUGUUGCCGAACCAGACUUGUUCAGCCUGGCAAUGGGAAAAGAGUCCUAUUGGACAUUUAAUAGUGCCAAAGCAGAAGCUGAGGUCCAGGAUGCAGCUAUAGACAGGAUCGUGAGCGGGCUAUUCAGUGUCAGUGUGACAAUGGGAUCAGUGCCCAUAAUACGAUGUCCCCAGACAGAACUGGCCAAAAUGAUUGCAACGAAACUGGACCGAAAACUAAGAGAUCAUGUCCUCAACUCCAAAGACAACUUGUUCUCAGCAAAAGGCUCCUCCGCCAAUCUAUACUCCGCGCCCUCAAGACCGGUUCUCAUAAUCCUAGACCGGAAUAUCGAUCUGGUCCCGAUGCUGUCUCAUUCGUGGACCUACCAGUCCUUGGUUCACGAUGUCUUGAAAAUGCACCUCAAUCGGAUUACGGUAGAUGUUGCAGACGAGGGCGACCCGACCGCAAAACCCCGAGCGUAUGACCUUAAUGCAAGCGACUUCUUCUGGGCGCGUAAUGCGAGCGCUCCCUUCCCUCAAGUCGCCGAAGACAUCGACAAAGAACUCACAAAAUACAAAACCGACGCAGAAGAGGUGACCAGGAAAACAGGCGUGAACAGCAUCGAAGAUCUCAACGACAGUUCAACUUCUGCAGCCCACUUGAAAGCGGCAAUAACACUGUUGCCCGAGCUGCGAGAGCGGAAAGCCACCCUGGACAUGCACAUGAACAUCGCAACCGCGCUGCUCAAGGGCAUCAAGGACCGCCAACUCGACAACUUCUUCCAGCUAGAAGAGACCGUUACCAAACAAACCGCCGAUCAAAUGCUCGCUCUCAUCAAAUCGGACGACAAGGGUAACAACCCAUUAGACAAGUUACGAAUAUUUAUCAUCUGGUAUCUCAGCGUUGACAGGGAACCCUCAAAAUCGGAGCUUUCGGAAUUCGAGUCUGCACUCACAACUGCUGGAGUGGGAGAUGCCGUGACAGCAAUCAAACAUAUCUCCAACGUGCGUCUGGAAACACGAGGGACAAUGAUGAGCUCCGCAGCACCAUCUCAGAAUCAACCAUCUUCCCAGGCACCCUUAUUUGGAGGCCUCUCCUCCCUCUCCAAAAAUUUCACCGAAAAGCUCUCCUCCACUGCCCUCGGAAACACGUUCAGUAACGUAAACCUUGAAGCCCUCGUGUCCGGAGUGAAGAAUUUCCUACCAGCAAACAGGGAUCUCACUGUGACCAAGAUUGUCGAGUCAAUCAUGGAUCCUCCCGCCGCGAGUUCCAGCGCGAUCGCCAUGACGGAGGGAUAUCUGUAUUUCGACCCGAGGAGUGCGCAUGCGAGGGGUAUUCCUGGGACGGCGAGCGGCGGCUCGAAUCCGCCGGGAUCAAGAGAUGGUAAGGCAGGCCCCGGUGGUGGCGCAGGUGUGAAUCCCAGCUUUGGCCAGAGGAGACAGGGGUAUACGGAGGCAAUCGUCUUCACUGUCGGAGGAGGCAGUAUGGAUGAAUACGGCAAUCUACAGGAAUGGGUCAAGCGGACAAGUGGGUUAGGGACUGCCGGUGGUGGUGGCGGCGGAGGAGUAGGCGCAAGUGCGCCGCGGACGAGGAGAGUCGUCUACGGGAGCACCGAGUUGGUCAAUGGAGAGGACUUUCUGUCCGAGUUGGUGAGAUUAGGGAAAGAACUCUAA
Molecule: messenger RNA, 2130 nt
Organism: Fonsecaea multimorphosa CBS 102226
Lineage: Eukaryota; Fungi; Ascomycota; Eurotiomycetes; Chaetothyriales; Herpotrichiellaceae
Exons: 3
Coding region: 1-2130 (709 amino acids)
Biological process (GO): endoplasmic reticulum to Golgi vesicle-mediated transport; intracellular protein transport
Cellular component (GO): Golgi membrane; cytosol
Molecular function (GO): syntaxin binding
Source: RefSeq, a predicted model, not a curated record